GUAGUGCACAACUGUCCGUCGUUUCGCCGUUCCGUGUAGAAUUUACCGAUAGAUUAGUAGUAGUAGUAUUAUUAUUACUACUUCUUUUUAUUAAUAAUGGCUCGUACUAAACAAACCGCUCGUAAAUCAACCGGUGGUAAGGCACCACGUAAACAGCUAGCCACGAAGGCCGCCCGUAAGAGCGCACCGGCAACCGGAGGAGUGAAGAAGCCUCAUCGUUACAGACCCGGUACUGUGGCACUUCGUGAGAUCCGUCGCUACCAGAAGAGCACGGAACUUCUCAUCCGCAAGCUACCCUUCCAACGUCUAGUACGUGAGAUAGCUCAAGAUUUCAAGACCGAUCUGCGUUUCCAGAGCUCUGCGGUGAUGGCUCUGCAGGAGGCUAGCGAGGCGUAUCUCGUAGGUCUCUUCGAAGACACGAACCUUUGCGCUAUUCACGCUAAACGCGUCACUAUUAUGCCUAAGGACAUCCAGCUAGCAAGAAGGAUUCGCGGCGAACGUGCCUAAACGUAGAAGUGUCAAUGGUGUUGUUUUUUUAUAUGUGUAUGUACCUAAAUAGUUGUGUGUGUGUGUUGUUAUAAUACUGGAAAUUGUAUAU
Danaus plexippus (monarch butterfly) is the source of this 598-nucleotide messenger RNA. Its product is annotated as histone H3. Gene Ontology annotation, cellular component: nucleosome. The record is from RefSeq and is a predicted model, not a curated record. The transcript has a single exon. Lineage: Eukaryota; Metazoa; Arthropoda; Insecta; Lepidoptera; Nymphalidae. Bases 97 to 507 code for a protein of 136 amino acids. Gene Ontology annotation, molecular function: DNA binding; protein heterodimerization activity; structural constituent of chromatin.